This is a messenger RNA of Penicillium diatomitis, 954 nucleotides long. RefSeq names its product thiamine pyrophosphokinase-related protein. The transcript is spliced from 2 exons. Lineage: Eukaryota; Fungi; Ascomycota; Eurotiomycetes; Eurotiales; Aspergillaceae. The record is from RefSeq and is a predicted model, not a curated record. The coding region runs from base 1 to 954 and encodes 317 amino acids. Gene Ontology annotation, molecular function: 8-oxo-dGDP phosphatase activity.
AUGGCAAAGUCCAAUCUAGAUCUCGUUCGCGACUUUCCCUACUACGAGGACAACAAUGUCGUUUACUCGGAGAACCUCAAGAAUUACUAUGCAUUCCGAGUCUCCGGGUAUGAUGUGACGCUGGGCUACAUCCUAAACUCUGUGGUGGAAAAGUUCCCCUGGCCCAAAGAUAUCUGGUCCAUCGACUCCGCGGCUCAAACCAUCACCCUGGUCGCGGCUGCAGACGCCGAUCCCGCUCAUCGCAGCGAAUUAAUGGCGCAGAGCAUUGCUGAGGCUGUCAAGGCCGGCUGCUUCGAGGUGCUGAAGGGCUGGCGCAAUGAAAAGUAUCCUGUCUACGGACCUGGCGGUGAAUUCUUGCUUGAGAUGGAGCGCUGCGCUACACCCUUAUUCGGCAUUGUCUCGUACGGCGCCCACAUGACCGGGUAUGUGGAAGACUCCACGGGAUUGAAGUUCUGGGUCCCUCGGCGUGCAAAAACCAAGCAGACGUAUCCUAGUAUGCUGGACAACACUGUUGCCGGCGGCAUGUGCACCGGGGAAAUUCCCUUUGAGUGCAUCGUCCGCGAAGCCAUGGAAGAAGCUUCCCUGCCCGAAGACAUUGUGCGAGCAUCAGUCAAGUCCGUGGGAUGUGUCACGUAUGUGCAUGUGCGCGACUCCCGUGCCGGUGGAGAAAUCGACCUCAUUCAACCAGAGGUCGAAUAUGUCUACGACCUGAAGCUUGACCCUUCGGUCGUGCCCAAGCCCUGCGAUGACGAGGUGGAGGAAUUCAAACUGCUCACUGUGUCGGAAGUCAAAGAAGCUUUGGCGCGUGGAGAGUUCAAGCCCAAUUGUUCUAUUAUCAUGCUUGAUUUCUUCAUCAGACACGGUAUCUUGACGCCCGAGAACGAGCCCGAUUACCUUGAUAUCGUGGCACGCUUGCAUCGCCGUAUGCCGCAUCCUACCGUUACGCAUUGCUAG